This is a messenger RNA of Lolium rigidum, 1625 nucleotides long. RefSeq lists its product as uncharacterized. The transcript is spliced from 5 exons. Lineage: Eukaryota; Viridiplantae; Streptophyta; Magnoliopsida; Poales; Poaceae. Bases 848 to 1360 code for a protein of 170 amino acids. The record is from RefSeq and is a predicted model, not a curated record.
GUGCCUACACCAGAGCACUAUGGUUGUGUGGUCAACAUGCUAUGCCGGGCAGGAGAAGUAGCCAAGGCAUGGGAGAUUGCUACCAGGGAGGGAUGUGGACGUGAUAUUGGCGUGUCUACAUGGGGCGCUCUGCUCAGUGCGUGCCGUAGUUGCGGCAAUGUUGAGUAUGGGAGAAUGGCAGCUCAGAGGGCAAUUGAGAUGGAGCCUGGGAAUGUCGGGAUUUAUGUCGAGUUGUCAAAUCUGUAUGCAAGUGCUGGCUUGUGGGAGGAGAUUAACGAGCUAAGGGAGGUGAUGAAUGAAAGGGGUUUCGAAAAGCAUGUCGGGUCUACUUGGGUUGAUCAGAAUUCGUGAAAUGGCCUACAGAAAUUCAAAGAUCUUCAUAGGACCAUAUGAUUUGAUCGUCAUGAUUCAGGGCAAUCUGGUUUUAUUAUAAGCUGUCACCAUAUCUACAAGAUAACCAAAUAUCUGUUGCUGGGUCAAUAUUUGAAGUGGAAUCCUGCUGACACACAAGAUCAUCAGACAGAAACUAAGAACACACUUCAGAAGGUAAAGAGAAACUAGACCUUAACCCUCAUUGCGGAAACCCAACCAGGAGCCGAGUUGGUACAUUUUCCCUCAAAUGAUUCCUGCACCUCAACUGCUCAAGAACCGGACCAACUCUAACUUCACAGCCAGGGCAGGAAUCAAAUGGAAAGGGCAGAAAGAGAACUUGUAAGAUAAAAAGGGGAAGAAAGGAAUGCAUUCCAAGCUUGCCUUCCAUUGGUUUUCUCUGACUAUAUAAACACUCAAGUUUCCUUACAUCUUCUAAGGAAAAAUAACUCUCUCUGUCCUCUCUCUUUUACCAAUAAUGGGUCUUCCCUUUAGUGCAUUCAACAAGUUUGGGCUGCCGGGAAUUAGCUCGGUAACUACCGGACAAGUUUAUGAUCGACAUUUCAAGGACAGGGAAACUGGCAACUUUAGAGAUUUUCAUAUUGCCUAUGUCGAUUUCUGCCAGUAUUUCAACACUGUAAUGCCUGGCCAAGAUUUCGAUACUCCAGGACUUGGAGAUAUUAAGGACUUCUAUGAAAAAACAUGGGAACCUCUGAAGGACGAGGUCGAAAAGAAAAAGACAUUCAUUAAGUUCAUGGAGGAAAAUAUCCACGAGGCCAAAGUUGACGACAGCCUCUUCAUCAUGGCCGGCUUGGCUGCACCAGCAGCAGCCAUCAUUGCCAAGAGGAGCAGCGAGAGCAUCCCUCAGGUGAAGAAGUUCAAGCUGCAGUACAUCCCCAACGUCGUGUUUGUGCCGCUGUGCACGCUGUUCGCCAUCAUGGGUGCCACCGCAGUCCAGAUGAAUAAGAAGAACAAAAAGCCUACCAGCUGAUGAUCUCAUAUCGCUAUGUCUGUAGUUAAAAUAAGAUGGACAUAAUAACCCUAAGAAACCUGGAACGUGUAUAUCAUCCAAGUUAUGAUUCUAUAAAUUUGUUGUAACCUGUAAGGCACGUGGUAAAUUAAUGCUUCCUUUCAUCACUGAAAUAGCCAAGGAAAUGAAAGGGGAGAUUGAAAAUUCACCAUGUAACAAGUUUAUUCCAGUUUGCCUUUUGUUUUUAUUUUGUUUCUAUAUAUAAAUCUUCUGAAAUUAACAUCAA